Gorilla gorilla gorilla (western lowland gorilla) is the source of this 1583-nucleotide messenger RNA. RefSeq names its product fibrinogen gamma chain (gene FGG). NCBI's taxonomy places the organism in Eukaryota, Metazoa, Chordata, Mammalia, Primates, Hominidae. The transcript is spliced from 10 exons. Gene Ontology annotation, cellular component: fibrinogen complex. Bases 66 to 1379 code for a protein of 437 amino acids. The record is from RefSeq and is a predicted model, not a curated record. Gene Ontology annotation, biological process: blood coagulation; blood coagulation, common pathway; protein polymerization. Gene Ontology annotation, molecular function: extracellular matrix structural constituent; signaling receptor binding; protein-macromolecule adaptor activity.
AAUUGGAGCCUGAGAGGUGACAGUGCUGACGCUACAAGGCUCGGAGCUCCGGGCACUCAGACAUCAUGAGUUGGUCCUUGCACCCCCGGAAUUUAAUUCUCUACUUCUAUGCUCUUUUAUUUCUCUCUUCAACAUGUGUAGCAUAUGUUGCUACCAGAGACAACUGCUGCAUCUUAGAUGAAAGAUUCGGUAGUUAUUGUCCAACUACCUGUGGCAUUGCAGAUUUCCUGUCUACUUAUCAAACCAAAGUAGACAAGGAUCUACAGUCUUUGGAAGACAUCUUACAUCAAGUUGAAAACAAAACAUCAGAAGUCAAACAGCUGAUAAAAGCAAUCCAACUCACUUAUAAUCCUGAUGAAUCAUCAAAACCAAAUAUGAUAGACGCUGCUACUAUGAAGUCCAGGAAAAUGUUAGAAGAAAUUAUGAAAUAUGAAGCAUUGAUUUUAACACAUGACUCAAGUAUUCGAUAUUUGCAGGAAAUAUAUAAUUCAAAUAAUCAAAAGAUUGUUAACCUGAAAGAGAAGGUAGCCCAGCUUGAAGCACAGUGCCAGGAACCUUGCAAAGACACGGUGCAAAUCCAUGAUAUCACUGGGAAAGAUUGUCAAGACAUUGCCAAUAAGGGAGCUAAACAGAGCGGGCUUUACUUUAUCAAACCUCUGAAAGCUAACCAGCAAUUCUUAGUCUACUGUGAAAUUGAUGGGUCUGGAAAUGGAUGGACUGUGUUUCAGAAGAGACUUGAUGGCAGUGUGGAUUUCAAGAAAAACUGGAUUCAAUAUAAAGAAGGAUUUGGACAUCUGUCUCCUACUGGCACAACAGAAUUUUGGCUGGGAAAUGAGAAGAUUCAUUUGAUAAGCACACAGUCUGCCAUCCCAUAUGCAUUAAGAGUGGAACUGGAAGACUGGAAUGGCAGAACCAGUACUGCAGACUAUGCCAUGUUCAAGGUGGGACCUGAAGCUGACAAGUACCGCCUAACAUAUGCCUACUUCGCUGGUGGAGAUGCUGGAGAUGCCUUUGAUGGCUUUGAUUUUGGCGAUGAUCCUAGUGACAAGUUUUUCACAUCCCACAAUGGCAUGCAGUUCAGUACCUGGGACAAUGACAAUGAUAAGUUUGAAGGCAACUGUGCUGAACAGGACGGAUCUGGUUGGUGGAUGAACAAGUGUCAUGCUGGCCAUCUCAAUGGAGUUUAUUACCAAGGUGGCACUUACUCAAAAGCAUCUACUCCUAAUGGUUAUGAUAAUGGCAUUAUUUGGGCCACUUGGAAAACCCGGUGGUAUUCCAUGAAGAAAACCACUAUGAAGAUAAUCCCAUUCAACAGACUCACAAUUGGAGAAGGACAGCAACACCACCUGGGGGGAGCCAAACAGGCUGGAGACGUUUAAAAGACCGUUUCAAAAGAGAUUUGCUUUUUUAAAGGACUUUAUCUGAACAGAGAGAUAUAAUAUUUUUCCUAUUGGACAAUGGACUUGCAAAGCUUCACUUCAUUUUAAGAGCAAAAGACCCCAUGUUGAAAACUCCAUAACAGUUUUUUGCUGAUGAUAAUUUAUCUACAUGCAUUUCAAUAAACCUUUUGUUUCCUAAGACUA